This is a messenger RNA of Pteronotus mesoamericanus, 609 nucleotides long. Its product is annotated as keratin-associated protein 24-1. The coding region runs from base 1 to 609 and encodes 202 amino acids. Lineage: Eukaryota; Metazoa; Chordata; Mammalia; Chiroptera; Mormoopidae. Gene Ontology annotation, molecular function: structural molecule activity. Gene Ontology annotation, cellular component: keratin filament. The record is from RefSeq and is a predicted model, not a curated record. The transcript has a single exon.
AUGGCCUUCUGCUCCCGGGGCGUGAGCUGCACCUGGGGGCCCUGCUUACCCAGCAGCUGCCAGGGGACCCUGUGGCUCCUGGGUUACGGCCCGGACGCCGGGGGCCACGCGCCAAGCCGCCAGCCCGGGGCCUGCACUGCGGGGAGAACGCCGCGCGGCGCCUGCGAGGCGGCCAGGGGCGGGCCGGGACGCCGCGGCCACCCACGCGCCCAGGCCGAGGGGCACCCGUUCCACGCCCGCGCGCCCAGCCUGUGUGCCUCCGCCGCGUGCCAGGCCCUCGCCUCCGGCCGCCACCGCCUUGGGCCACUCCGCGGCGAACGCGAGAGCUCCGGGCCCCUGCGCCGCGGCAGGCCCGGCCGCCGGGGGCCCAGAAGCUACCGCAGCGUUGGCUUCACUCCCGGUGGCGUCUCGCCAUCCUGCUACGCCGCCAGCGGCUGCUGGCCCCCAGACUGUGGGAUGAGAAGUUGGGCAUCCCCGAGCUCCAGGCCCGUGAGCUGCGCACCGCGCGGCUUUUUUCCGAGAACCCCCUGGGGUCUGAGCUCUGUGCGCAGUUCCUUCCCGCCCCUGAGGUACCUGCGCCCUGGCCGCGGUCCCCUGAGCUGCUACUGA